AAUCCGUCUCUCUCGUGUACGCGUCGUGCGGUGUGCCCCGUCGAGUGUGCCGAUUUUCGUAGCCGAAGAUCGUCGAUCGAUUUUUUGCGCGUGUAGUCGACUUUUUUUUUAGUCAUGUAUCGGAGAUUUAUUUUUCUGGGAGUCGUCGUAGUUCCGACGUUGAUGAUGAUUUCACGAGUCUCGGCGUCUCCGACUGCUGUUCAGGAAACGACUACUGCGAUAACGAUUUCUGCGGUUUCUUCCGAAAAUGUCAUUUCCGAUGAAGUUUGGAACGAUUUCAAACAACGAUACAACAAAACGUACUCCAGCGAGCUGGAGGAGAAAUCGAGAAGAUCGAUACUGGCCGAUAACAAGCGAGAGAUCGACGAGCACAAUGCCAAGUACCGAAAGGGCGAGCUCAGCUUUGGACUCAAGAUCAAUCAAUUUGGCGAUUUGACGUUCGCCGAGUACAAGGCGCACAUGCGCUCGGACAACGCGACGACGGUCGAACCCGACAUCAAGCGACCAUUGGUCGGACUCAAGUACAACGCGACGUCGUUCGGCCCGGACUGGGAGUCGGCCGUCGGCAACAGCGUCGAUUGGCGGCCCUUCGCCGUGACGCCGGUGCAGAAUCAAGGCCUCGACUGCGGCUCCUGUUGGGCUUUCGCGGCCGCUGGAGCUUUGGAGGGCCAGUACUACGUGCAGACCGGCGAACUGACGCAGCUGAGCGCCCAGACGCUCCUCGACUGCACCACGGUCUACGGCAACUCGGGCUGUCGCGGCGGCAGCGCCACCCUGUCCUAUCAGUACGUCGUGCUGGAUCGUCGCGCGGAGGGCCUCGAGACGGCCGAGGCUCGGCCGUACUUGGGCCACUCGGAGGACUGUCCGCCCGAGGCCAGGGUCAAUUUCACCACCAACGCGACCACGACGAUGACAACGACGACCAAAGAGGAAACGGUCGCGGACACCCAACCGAGCUACGUCCUCGUGCCGGAGGUGUAUUUGAGACACGCGGUGGCGACCGCGGGCCCCAUCGCCUCGGCCAUCGACGCGCUGCACAACAGCUUCAGGUUCUAUUCCGAAGGAGUAUUCUUCGAGUCGGAGUGCACCGAAGCCCUCGAUCACGCCGUGCUGAUCGUCGGCUACGGCAGCGAUCCCAGACACGGCGACUACUGGCUCGUGAAGAACAGCUGGGGCACCGCCUGGGGCGAGUCGGGCUACUUCAGGAUCAAGCGCGACGACAAGAACCACUGCGGCAUAGCGACCGAGGCCACUUAUCCGCUGGUCGGUUGAACCCCGCGAUCGUACAUUGCCAUAUAUCAUUUUUGAUAUUUUUGAUAUUUCAUUAACUGUUUAUUUAUUUUUGGAUGCUCUAUAUGUAAAUAUUAUGUUUAGUAUAUGAAUAUUGAUCAACGUGAUGAACCGUUGGAAGCCAAAUAAAAAACGAGAAUUGUAUAUCCGAGACAUAA
This is a messenger RNA of Trichogramma pretiosum, 1448 nucleotides long. RefSeq names its product cathepsin L1-like. Gene Ontology annotation, molecular function: cysteine-type endopeptidase activity. Gene Ontology annotation, cellular component: lysosome. The transcript is spliced from 5 exons. The record is from RefSeq and is a predicted model, not a curated record. Gene Ontology annotation, biological process: immune response. The coding region runs from base 115 to 1272 and encodes 385 amino acids. Lineage: Eukaryota; Metazoa; Arthropoda; Insecta; Hymenoptera; Trichogrammatidae.